Molecule: messenger RNA, 2562 nt
Organism: Stegostoma tigrinum
Lineage: Eukaryota; Metazoa; Chordata; Chondrichthyes; Orectolobiformes; Stegostomatidae
Gene: tmem200ca
Product: transmembrane protein 200C, genome duplicate a
Exons: 2
Coding region: 495-2066 (523 amino acids)
Source: RefSeq, a predicted model, not a curated record
CCUCCACCACCCUAGAAGGAGAAAAAUAAAGACAUGUGGGGGCAUAACCAACUGCAAGCUUUUCAAUUAAGUCAUGUCAACUUGGUAUUGAAAUUAUAUUGCCAUUCCUCCAAUAUGAGUGUGCUAAAUCUUAGAACGUGCUAUGGAUGUACCUAAAUCCUACUUCACACGUAUUCUUUUGGUAAGGUACAAGAUAUUAAAAUCAGCAUGUAAGCCUGAAAAUUAUAUAUAAUUUUUAACUCCUUUAGACAAUCAUUAUUUACUACUUAAUGUGACCUGAAGUAACAAGGUCAUUGAAUUCUUGGACUUACCUAGGUUUGAAAACAAAAAUAUAUAAGCAUGUUUUCUAUUUUCGAUUAUGUAGCGAGUCCUAUCUACAAAUAUGAUAUUUGAUGCACUUGAAGCCAAAAUUUUAAAACGCUUUUGACUUUCUAGGUUGUUUGCCGGUACGGUUGAAGUCAUUUGCUGUUACAUAGCUGAUAAGUGGAUUUAUCAUGAUUGCAACUGGGGGGCUUCUUCGUAUUUCAGCCAGAAGACAAGAUUCGUUUCGAUCACGUAAUCGUGUUAAUAAACGCAAAAAGAAAGCAAAAAAGAAAUGCAAGAGUGAUGUAGUAGUGGUUAAAGGCAAAUUGAAGCUGUUCUCCAUUUCUGGACUGAUUGCUGCAUUUGGAAUCCUUGUACUAUUAGUGGGAAUAGCAAUGACAGUGAUGGGCUACUGGCCUAAAGGCACUGACAUUUUUGAAACUAUUAAGGUCCAAUCAAAUGAUACUACAAAUAGCACCGUUUUAGAAAUGACAACAUUGGAGAUUAUUUCUAAAUUUUUAGCAAGCUAUUUGCAUUCUGAGAAACUCAAGGUUUUAGGACCCCUUAUUAUGGGAAUUGGUAUCUUUUUGUUCAUCUGUGCCAAUACGGUUCUUCAUGAAAAUAGAGACAAAAAAACCAAAAUAAUUAAUAUACGAGAUAUCUAUUCUACAGUUAUAGAUGUACACAAUUUGAGGACAAAAGAUUGUGGGCCACUUAAUGGUUUUGUCAACUAUGUACAAUCCAAAAGCAUGGAUAAUCUCAAAUCUUCUGAUUCUUUCUGUGCAGCAAUGUUGGCCAAAAGUACCUUGCGGACACCUGUUGGUAAUGCUGUAAAGCCAAUGGAUCCAAAAGAAAAUGUGGGUAAAAAGCAUUGCGAUUUUGUGGCAAACUUGCAGCAACAAAUCCCCAAAGAUAGAAAGACAUCUGAUACUGUUUACAGUAUUUGCAGAGACCAAAUCAGAGUAAAUGAUAGAAUUCAAAUGCCCCAGAUGUGUGGGACUAAGUCAAUUGUUACUUCUUCCAUUAAUGCAUUCACACUGCCCAUCAUCAAACUGAACAACUGUGUCUUGGAAGAGGGUGCUACCAGAUAUAGUAACAAUGAGAAUGAAGCACAAACAUCAGAAAUAUGUAAUGAAACUCAACAAGAAUUUGAACGUUUUGCUUCUGAUCAAAUGGGAAGUAUUGAAUCCAUUUCAGCGGAUGUAACCAUGGGAAGUGAUCACCAUGGAGAUGAUAACCAGGACAUAGAGACAGAGACUUCAAAUACAUUUAGGUUAAAUGACAACCAGUUGGUAUCCAGCAAAAUUUCCCAACAACCCUCUGCCCAAGUGUCCCAGGUUUCUCCAAUUCCAUUUCAGAGAACAGAAUCCAGUCUUUCUCUCCAUACUUUGUCAGUUCACUCUAAACUUACGAAUCUUGAUGACUAUCCUGCCACAUCCACAGUGCAGGAUGAGGAGAAAGAUCCAAAUUGUGCACAUUUAGUUUGCACCAGCAGUAAGGGCUAUGUAACAUUGAGUAAUGAGGACUGUCUUCAGUCUGCUCCUGUGCUAUCAGAAGCCAUAGCUACAUCUGGUGAUGAUUGUACAGAGAAUCUUCAUAGAGAUACCAUACGAGAAGGUACAAUGCCAAUCAAUGAACAAAAGAUGGACAAACCUCAAAGGUGUGUGCAAAGACAGUACACAAAGAGAGAGAAAUUGCUCAUGAUUUCUGGUUCCCACAAUACUCUUAGAAUGGAAAAUGUUGAAAUUGAUAGUAAUUCGUAAUUAUAUACCAUACGAUGUAAUCAUAUAUAGUUGGGUUCAGAGAUGCAAAGGUGCGGUAAAAGCUAUAACAAAUGAAAAUAAUAUGUCGCUUUUCUGUAGUUAUUCAUGAUUACUGAAUGUCAGCCAAGCUCCACAGACUUCUAGAACAUUGCAGUGGAACUAAACAUCCAGUUUCUUUAGUUGCUUCCAAACAUGAUUGCGUCAGCCAUUGAGUGGCAAUUGUUAAUCUUGGUUAAACACCAAUUUAAACGUUUUAAUAUAAUCAGUUAUUUGUUAACAGCUUGUGAAAAUUAAACAUCAGACAUCCUAGGAUUGUAAGUUUACAGUUUGGAACCAUCAAAAUAAGCCAACUAAUAUACUGAAUUCUAUAUUCUGACAAAUCAAAGGAUGUAUAGAUAUCUUGUAUAAGCACAUAAUGCACUAAAACACGCAAAAAUGUGAUAUUGAAAAAUGUUCAGUGUAUCAUUUCAUAAUUAAAUGAAAGAAAUUAUUUGCA